Molecule: messenger RNA, 2290 nt
Organism: Charadrius vociferus (killdeer)
Lineage: Eukaryota; Metazoa; Chordata; Aves; Charadriiformes; Charadriidae
Gene: EXOC3L1
Product: exocyst complex component 3-like 1
Exons: 13
Coding region: 1-2262 (753 amino acids)
Biological process (GO): exocytosis; exocyst localization
Cellular component (GO): exocyst
Molecular function (GO): SNARE binding
Source: RefSeq, a predicted model, not a curated record
AUGGGCAUGUCUGCGGAGGAGGAGCGCGCCCUCAGCCCCAGAGAUGAGGAGUGGCCGGAAGCGGAGAAGGCUGAGAAGCUGGCAAGAGGAGCCGCCCUGAAAUGGGCUUCAGGGGUGUUUUACCGCCCUGAGAAACUGGAGGGGCUCGGGCAGUACCGGAGCCGAGAGACGCAGAGGAACAACUCCAUCCAGUCCCGGCUGAAGUCAACUGUCCAGUCCUACCUGGAGGGGGUAAGUGCAGGGCUGGAGCAGCUGCGGUCGGCGGCCCAGGAGGUGCAGAAUGUGUGUCAGGACCUGGGGGCUGCGCGCUGGGCCCUGUUCGACAGUGCAGACCGCUUCCAGGGCCUCCAGCAGAUGCGGGCGCUGAUGGCGGAGCACGUGCAGCUGGCCUCAGUGGUCCAGGUGCUGCCCCAGCUCUUCUCGGUCCACGAGGUUUUUUCCCAUACUCUGCAGCUGCUCCACGGGCAGCACCUCCUGGAGGCCCAUGCAGAGCUCAUGAUGAUGGAGCACCUCCGGGAUGACAUCCUCUCCCAGCUGCACCUCCGCGGGCUCUCCAGUGCCCAGACAACUGUGCUGUCCUACUUUGGCGGCCUGCAGGAGCUCAACGAGAGCCUGGCCAAGCAGCUGUGGGACAUUGUGGGCAGCAGCCUGCGGCUGGUGCGCGAGGACCCAGUUCUCUUUGUCACCGCUGUAAGGAUCAUCGAGCGGGAGGAAAAAAUAGAUGAUACUCUGCUCUUGGAAGCUGCCUACCUGCCCCCUGGCCGUCCAAAAGGCUGGAAGCAGAAAUUUUACCAGGUUCUCCGGGAGACAAUCACAGGAGCCCAUUUUCAUGCCACCCGCACGGACGCUGAAGGGCCAGGGCUGGCCAGGCACCUGGCAGCGCUGCAGAAGGACAUCGUGUCUGAGCUGCGUGUGGUGAAGGACCUCAUGGUCCAGUGCGUCCCGGCUCACUACAACAUCCUCAGCGUCUGCACUGCCACAUACCACCAGGCUCUCACCAGCCACUUCCAGGAUAUCCUCCGAGAGGACCUGGACAAACAGGCGCUCUUUCUCCUCCUUGAGUGGGCACUUCGUGUGUACCACAGUCCAGAGAUGAUGGGUCACCCUGACCUUCUCCCAGAAGUAGACGUUUCUGCUCUGGGCCCCUUGAUGUCCCCUGAGCUUGUGGAUCAGACAGAGAGAAAAUACGUGGUGAAAGUCAAGGCUAGUGUGCUUGAGUGGAUGCAGAGGACUCUGGAGGUGGAGUUCAAGGAGUGGUUCAGGGAAGAGGAACCUGAGACAGACCAUCAGGGCUUCUUCCAGUCAGCCCUGCCUGUCAUUGUCAUGCAGAUGCUGAAUGAGAACAUCCAGGUAGCCUCCUUGAUCACGGACUCUCUGCAACAGAAGGUCUACAACAUGGCCUUGGAGGAGCUCGAGGCGUUUCUGGGUCGUCUGCGGGAAGCCCUAGUGCAAUGCGGGAAGGAGCACCAGAAGGACCGUACCGUACCCAAGUACUACGUCUCCUACCUGCUGGCCAUGCUCAACAACAACCUGGCUCUCAGCUCCUCUGUCUCCUCCCUGCACCCUGACGCUGCCCGCAGAGAAGUCCCCGCAUCCCUCCGGGCUGCUCUAGACAGGACGCAGAAGAAAGCCUGCCAGCUGCUGCUGGAGGAGCUGCUCCUGGACCUGCAGCCCCUCUGCCUGCAGCUGCCGUCCCGCAAGUGGCUCUCCGGGUCCCAGCUCGUCAGCAGCAUGUGUGAAGUGAUUGACAAGUAUGCAAAGGACUUUUCCCGCGUCAGGAAACCCAUCUUCACGCUCCUGCUGACGGAGAGCGAGCUCCUCGUGGCCAGCCAGUACCUGCGGGCCCUCAUGCAGAAGAAAAUGGUGUGCAAGAGCGAGGAGGAGCGGAGCCAGCUCUGCGACCGCCUGCUGCAGGAUGCCACACAGCUCCGGGAGCUCUUCUGUAGCUUGGGUCUGGAUGGGAGCCAGCAGAGCCUGGAGGCCGUGUUUGCCCUGCGGGAGCUGAUCAGCCUCAAAGACCCAGCACUACUCAGCCUGGAGGUGCUGGGCUUCAUCACCAAGUACCCCGACGUCAGCGAUGAGCACGUCUCCACCUUGCUGGAUCUGCGGGGUGACGUCUCCAAGGAGGUGCGGCACAUGGUGCUGGAAAUGAUGGCACAGCACCCCCAGGUCCUGCCUGAGAACUACCGGCCCAUCUUCAGCACCAUCCUGGUCCCCGCGCCGGAGCUGCCCUUCUGCCUUCGCAAGGGCAAGUGUGCCUGACGCUGAGCCCCAUGGCCUGCUCCCCGCU